Messenger RNA from Adineta steineri, 5807 nucleotides. NCBI's taxonomy places the organism in Eukaryota, Metazoa, Rotifera, Eurotatoria, Adinetida, Adinetidae. The record is from the annotation of a GenBank genome assembly.
AUGGAACAAAAGCGUACAAUUAACCGAGUUCACCAGUCGGGUGGAUUCGACUUAAUAUCUUCACCAACCAUUGUUGGUAAGAGUGAAGUUCGGCAAACAACAUCAACAAUAACUAAUCCAUUAUUUCGUUUCGCUUCUCCAGUUCUACAGCGGCGACGUAUAGAUGAACCAGUAGUAAAAAGUACCAAAACUUAUGAUACAUUACACUUUGAUCAGCAAGAAUUUUGUACGUCUUAUCGUAGGCGCCGUAUACGUAAAGAAGCCAAUUUACUAAAUAAAAAUAGAAAUAAAGUAACUAAUAAUCAAUUAAAAAACGGUUCAACACAAAAAUCUAUUGGAAUAACUCCACCAAAGUUCAAAUCGAUAAUAAGUUCCACAACGAUGACGCAUCCAACAAAAGGACGUGGUCGACCAACAAAACGAUCAAUAGCAGCAGAAAAACUAGUUAAGACAUUCAAUACGUUGACAAAAUUCCAAAUUGAUGCACUAGAAACCACAACAUGGUCGACAAAGUCAUCAUAUAGCACUCCAACUGUAUGGAGUAUCAUGUGCGCAAAACUAACAUUAAAGGAUAAUGAAAAAAAUAAAAAAUGGCUUGCACAUAUUUGGCAAACCAAUAUGUGGAAUGUUGCUGCCGAAACACAAGAAGAUAAUAAUAUGGAAACGUCUGAAUUAGAAGAUAUUGAACCUAAUCCAGACAAAUGGAAUUUGUUUCCAUCUAUUAAUAACACUACCACAUAUGAGUAUUCGGCGAUGAAAGAUAGCCAAGAGCAACAAGAGCACAUAAAUGUUAAAGGUGAUAAAAAGUGUGUACAUAACAUAGCUGAACGUGGUGCAACAUCAUUACCAAUUGAGCAUCGUGAACUCAUUGAUAUGUUACUUGAUCGACCAUCGGUUUCUGGACGAUAUGAAGCCGAUGUUCCAUCGGAUCCAGUAAUAUUAGAAAUUGAUAAAUUGGAUCUUUGUCAUUUUAAAAGAUUACUUGAAGAAUCUAAAAUUAAAAAAGAUAAAACUUCUUCGAAAAAAGAAUCGGCAAAGUCACGUGAUAUGGAAUGGAUCAAUCUUUUUGAAAAAUAUGUAUCACAAAUAAACAGCAGUUGUGUUUUUAUGUACACAUAUCAUCAUUUUUCAACCGCUAAAUCAACAAAAUCAUCAAGUGAAAAACAAUUUAUCAUGAGUGCUAACGCAGCAUGUAAACAUUCUAAAUGUACGUGCUCGUAUCAUGCUGAGGUACAUAGUAAUGGUGAGAUAACUUUUGAAUUCAAAGGAAAAAUAUGUCACAGUCCAUCGGAACAACGAUCUCGUCCUUAUCGUGGUAGCAAUCGUCGUGCUAUUGCAGAAAAAUUAAAUUAUGGAUCAAGUCCUGAUCAAGUGCGACUAAAACAAUUAGGUCUUUUAAGCGAAGAUAAUCGUAAAUUUGGCAAUUUCAAUUUAGUUGGUUCAAGUCCUGAUGUAUUUCGAAAGAUUCAUAGUGAAUCAAAAACUUCAUUAAUGCUUGAUAAAGACUUACCAACUAGUCUGGAAAAAGUUAAAGAAAAAUUAGCUAAAGACGUCCAUCCCGGAAAAGAUAUUCCCGGUUAUCUGCAAACAAUUUCAAUUGAUCCACUUCGUCUUACUCUUUUUACAGUAGCAGGACUGUGUCUAUGGAACUCAGUAGGCAGUAAAGUACCUGUUUCAUGGGAUGCUACAGGAGGGAUAGUUAUGAGUAGAGGAAAACGAAUUUUCUACUAUGAAUUGACGAUUGGUAAUAUUGCCAAUCGAUCAGUAACUAGAAAAAAAUUGUCAGGACCUUCUUUUCCCGUCACUUCAAUGCUAUCAACUGCGCAUACAACGAUGGAUCUUGUUCAAUGGUUACAAGACUUCGAAAAAGGAUAUCGAAAGCUAUAUGGAUUUAAGGCUCUAUUUCCUAAACCACCUAUCGUUCACUCUGAUGGUGCACUAGUUUUUCAGAUGGCUGCUCUUCGUUUCUUCAAUGGUGAUACAACACUUAGUAUAUAUUUAAAACGUUGUUGGACUAUUAUUAAUAAAACAGCGACAAAUGAAGAUUUAACGAAAACUAUAAUUCAUUCAUGUUUAUCUCAUUUUGUUAAAAGUGUCAAACGUCAAGCACUUAAAGAGUAUACAAAAAAGAAGAUAAUUCCAUUUGCACUUUGGAUAAUAUCGUUAUUAGUAAAUUCGAAUACAGUUGAAGAAAUGAGUGGUAUUUGGGAACAUAUAUGUACUGUUCUUCUUAGUCCUACGCAAAAUGCAUCAUAUUCUGUAUCUAUUUCAUGCUUAUCAAAUGCAGCAGAUAACAUCAAUAAAGAUCCGAACAAGAAUAAUUUUGUUAUUAAAAAUGUUAAUGUGGAUUCUGCAGGAGUAUGCCAGUAUCCAACCACAUUUGAUCAAAAUAUUGACGAAACAGAACUUGAUGAUGACAUCGAAAAUACAAUUAGUGAGCAACAUGCUCUAGAAGAAAGUGAUAGCCCAUUCCGUGAUUAUUUUACGAAGAUUUACAAUGAUAAAGUGGAAGAUUGUGGCAGUUUUGCAGGUGCAGAUUCUAAUAAAUUUAUGGAGAAUCCAUAUUAUAAUCCUGUUUACUUAAAACGCAUGCUUACUUUAUACUUAUCUACGGCACCAAUUUGGAGUAAUUUAAUGAUGGGAAAUUUAGCACGGUAUGGUUAUCGAGAUUUGGAACCAAUUGAACAUUGUGGUUGUCAUAACAGCCGAACUACUGGUAUCUCAGAAUCUCGAAUGAAGGUAGUUAAAAAUACUGUUCUGGGUGGUGAAGUAUCUUCACGCAUUGAUCAAGUUGUGCAAAAGCUAGGUUCCAAUAUUCGACAAACUGAACUUAAUUAUUCCAAUCAUUAUGUACUUAAUUUGACUCGAAAUCAAUCUAAACGAGCAAAAAAAAUAUUAGCCGAAGAAUCAUGGAAUAAACGUGGUCCACCACCACCAACAACGACUAGUAUUUAUUCGGAAAAACCGAAGGUAUCUCUUGUUGCUCAAUUGAAAAAAGUACUUAAACGAAAAUCCAAAGCUGAUGAACUAAAUACUGGUAUCUACAAGAAUAGUUUUCAAUCGAAACCUUAUUCAAUGCCUUCUGAACAUCGUUUAUGCUGGCUGAAUUCAUCGAUUCAACUAAUUUUAUCAAAUGAUUUGUUCGUUGAAGCUAUAUCUACAAGUACAUUUUUCAAAUUACCAGCAUACAACACACCUACAAAUCAAAUUUUAAAUGUUUCUAACACACAACAAGAUGAUGAUGAUUUAUUUAGAUUUCAUACAAAACUCGAAAAAAACACCAUUAAUUUUAUAUGCUAUGUAAUAAAAUCGCUGACUACUAAACCUGUCGGAAUAUUUGAUAUGCAUAAAUAUAUUCAAGAUCUUCGUACAGAUGGUCCGAAGAGUUACAUCGUAAGCAAAAACGAAUAUAUACCUGUUAUUCGUCCUAUGGGAGAAUUAACAUGCAUUAAAGAUUAUAUGUCACAAAUUCUUUUGGAUACCAUUGCUUAUUUUACCGAUGCUCAAACAGUUUGUCAUCAUUUAAUUUCUUGCUCACGGUGUCAUAGUAAGAACAUUAUAACAACUGAACGCUUUCUUUUACUACCACUACUCAUAAAUGAUUGUGAAGCCUUAUUAUUACCUAAGAUUGCAUUAAAAAAUUAUUUUCUUACGGAAAAUAAUAAUAAUAGCCAACCGUGCGAUUCAUGUGAUGCCACAUCAGAACAAAAACGCUUUCGUAAACAGAUCGAACAAUUGCCUGAUACAUUAUUUAUAUCAUUUAGUGAACGUAAAAAUAUAAUAACUAGUAAUAAUCAUACGAAAUCAACAGAAUUCUUUAUUCAAAAUCAUCUAGAUAUGUCAAUGUUUGCUUCUCAAGAAAUGGUAUGCUUUCCAUCAUAUUUAAAAUAUCAACUGAAAUCAGUUGUAAUAAGUACUGAUGAUAAAGAAAAUAAUCGUCAUUAUUAUACAUUUGCGAAAUAUGGUGAACAGUUUUACCGUUGUGAUGACAAGUUAAUUGAACCAGUUGAUAAGUCGGUGGUAUUCGAAAGAAAAUAUUCAAUUUCAAUUGCUAUGUACAUGCGUGAAAAAAACAAUCAUGUCAAUUUUGCUGAAACCAUUCGUCAAAUCUUAUCUGAAACAGAAAAUAUUAAUUUAUGUGAUCUGGCAUAUAAUACACAUAUUAAAAUGAUGUUCGAUGCUGCACUGGAAUAUGUUGUUGGUAAUACCAAACUAUUAUCUUGGUGUUAUGGUUCAGUUUAUAAAUGUUUACAAUGUAAAGAGGAAAAUCAUCUAUUUGGUAGUGAUUGUAUUUUGUUUUCAAGUGACGAGCACAUAUCGAAAGAGGAAGAAAUAUCUCUGGAUGAUACAUUGAUCCAGCCACGACUUACUCCAAAAAUUCGAUGUAAGAACCAAUGUGAAGGAUAUACUUUUACAAAAGAAGCACGUUAUUCAAUACUUGCUAUACCGCAGUUUGUUUUUGUUACUCUUACAACUAAUUCGAUACAGAAUAAGACAAAUACAACAACGACUAAUACUUAUAACACAAAUAUUCAUGAGCAAAUUUAUAUCAAGUGCGAUUUAAAACAAAACAGCUUUACAUAUAAUUUAUAUUGUUUUAUCGUUGUCACCAAAGAUGAACGAACUUUACUUGUGAAAUGUAUGGGAAACAAUCAAUACUCUGUAUACAACACCGAUACAAAAGGUUACGAAUCCCUUGCAAAUUAUCAAUUCGAUGAUUUUGUUGCAGCAUCAGCUGCUAAUAUUGUACUUUGUUAUGAAGCCAAAGAUACUAUUGAUCUUAAUGUGACGUUGACACCUACAACACUUGAUAUCAGUGAAUGGACAAUAAUGCCAAGUUUCGACUUCAAUAGUUCGGCUGCUCGUUUUGAAAAAUACACGUCUUCGUUUAAUCAGCCACUCAAAAUUGGUCGAUAUCAAUUAGAAUUAACUGAUGUUGCUGAACUCAUAAAACCAACACACGAAUUAAAUGAUAAACAAUUAAAUGCUCACUUGUAUGUAACAACUACACUUUCGAAUGACAUUCUUUUAUUCGAUUCAAUUCUGUUUACUCAAUACUCUCAUCGUGGAUUCAGAAAAAUUUCUGAAAUAUUAGAUAAUCAAUGGUUUAAAUUUAAUACUGUACUAGUUCCUGUGCAUCAUAUCAACCACUGGCUUUUAUAUAUCAUUGACGUUACAAACCAAACAAUUCUUCGUUUUGAUUCAUUACCAUCGACAUCAACACCUUAUGAAAAAUAUGAAAAAACAAUUAUUCAACUCAUCCGAACACAUUACUUCUACACACACAACAAGAAAUUUAACAUUUCGAAAUGGAAACUUGUAUCCCAUGCCGAUGUAAACAAGCAGGAUGACAAAACAUCGUGUGGCAUUCGUUGCGGGCUUUUCGCACGAUCUUACGUUACUCGAACCCAACACGAAAAAAUCAAAAAAACAAAUAUUCGUAAUUAUCGUAUGCAAUUCGCACUUCAACUGCUCGAUUACAAAAAACAAUGAACAGUACCAAACUUCUUUUUUAUCUCUUAAAUUCAAACUUUUGUAGUUCAUUAUUGUCAUUCAAUGUUUUUAUUCAAUAGAUAGUUUCAAGUAAACAGGCAAAAAUUAAAACCAAAGAAACUUGCACCUCAACAGAACUAUUCAUUUAAACAUUAUUAAACAAUUGUAGGUAAUUACCCGCACAAAUCUUUUGUCUUCAUCAUAGUUGAGAUGUUGGUACUCAUAUAUCCUAUUAGAUAAUGUAUAUUUGUGCGACUUUUGCACUGAACUUUUCACAAUGAGAACUUCCAAUUCUAUACGAACUCAUCAAGAUC